Biomphalaria glabrata is the source of this 2522-nucleotide messenger RNA. RefSeq names its product protein FAM81A-like. The record is from RefSeq and is a predicted model, not a curated record. The transcript is spliced from 7 exons. Lineage: Eukaryota; Metazoa; Mollusca; Gastropoda; Planorbidae. Bases 185 to 1384 code for a protein of 399 amino acids.
CGAGAUCUCAGCAAAUGUUUACAAAUGGCGGUGGUGGUGAACUAAGCAACAUAAAGAUAAUUCGGAUUUCUCAUUCUCUUUCCAAAGUUAAAAGAUAAAUGCCUAAUAUGUUCUUUCAAUAAUAGUUCAACUGUUUUCACUAGCUCUGCAUUUGUUGAAUAUUGGUAUAACAGUAGCUGACAACAUGUCGCUGCGUAGGGCCAACCUUCCUAUUCUUAGAGCCCCUUGGGACACAACUCAUGAGUACAAUGCCAUCUCUGUUGGAAGCCCCAGACAGCUUUUAACAGCAGACCAGCAGCAGCAGCAGCCAAGACAGAUCACUGAAAUUGUGCCAGUUAGAAAUGAUCUACCUUCCAGAAUAGACAGCAUUGAAGACAGACUUUCUAUGCAAGAACGGAACACGCAGGCUCUGAUUGACAAAGCCUUCAAGAUUAAAGAGGAUGUGAUUGAGAGCCUAAAUUUUACCCAAGGUUCAUGGAAUGAAGAGAAGCAGGCUCGAGCUUUGUUACAGGAACAUAUUCGUACAAUCACUUCUGUAGUAAACAAACUAAAUGGAGACAUAGCAGCUCUAGAAUCAUCCAUAAAAAAUCGUGAUACUGCUCAUGUGACAACAAAUAAUGCUGUGAAAAAUUUGGAAGUUCACCAUGUUCAGUCCCUAACAGACUUGCGAGGGAGGAUAGUUCGUUGUGACAGUUCUAUUUCUAAGUUAAGCGCUGAUGUCCGCUCAUGUUUUGAAUCCAUCAAGCAACUUUCUCAUCAACAGCAAGAAAUACAGAGUCGUAUGAUGGACAGAAUGCAUGGCAUUGAAGCCCAGCUGGUGGCUCUCAACAGUAACAUAGAAAGAAGUCACGGUGAGAGCAGGUUAAAAAUUCAACACUUAGAAGGAGACACCAACACCCAGAUGUCAAUGAUUGACGCUAAAACACGCCAGCUGAUUGAUGACUUGAAAGCCAAUCUGAUCACAAUGCAGAGUACUUUUGACACUGAGAGGGAAAGGUUAGAACAACGUCUGCUCAGCGCCGUCGACAAAGCAGAAGCAAACAAUGAUCUCACAGUGGAAAAAAUCAUGAAAAAAAUAGACGAUGGUCAGUAUGUGACUGAUGCAAGAAUAAUUAAACUUGAAGCAUCACUUCUGGAAUCUCGUACCUAUUUCGAUAACACACAGUCGUCAUCUGAUGGAAAGUAUUUGGCCAAGCUGGAGAAAACUGUUUAUAGACACACCGAGGAAAUCGCUAAACUCAAGAAAGAGUGUAGAGAAGGUUUCUCAACUGUCCAUGAAAGUAUCAGCAACAUGAAAACAGUAGUAGAGGGAAAGCGCAAACUUUUGGAAGACCAGCUCAGGAAAGAGAUUGGACAGUUGCGUAAAAUGGUAGUCCUUGUUUAAAAUAGAAUUAUUGGCAUUCUGUUUGUCAUCUAAAUCAGAAUAUUACGUGGGUUAGAGUUGAUCAAAGUAUUUUAUGAUGGUUCAUGGAAUAAAAAUAUAAUACUGAUAUAUGCAUACAUAAAUUGAUUCUUUAAUUGUUUUAAUUAUUUAAAAAAAAUACUAAUAAAAUAUCAUAAUGAGGUUAAAAGUUAUGCCAUAAAAAAGUUUUUCACACUUAUUUUGUUUUUCUUGUUGCUUAAGAGGAAACCGAGAAUGAAAAAAAAGUCCCUCGUUCCGAUUUUUUAUUAUAUAAGUUCAUAGUUCAUUUAAAUUUUCUAUUUUAAUUAUAUUUGAUUAUUUCUUACAAAUCAGAGAAGAUUUUCAAGGGCAUAUUUUAUUUUUACAAAUGUUUGUAAUUUAAAGUUUAUGCAUAGACAUGGGUUCUAUUCAUUUCUUUUCUAUUUCAUGAACCAUCAUCACAUUUUUGUACUCACAAUGGCUGAUAGCUGUCUGUCUACUUAGCACUGCUUGCUGGGCAUGUUAAGAUGUAUUCUUGGUUUUUAAAUAUCCCAUGAGCUCAAUGUAUAUUUGUAAUGAAAAUGUCCUGAAGGGAAAACAUUCAGCAAUAUUGAGAGAGAAUGUCUGUAAAGAAAUCAGCAGAAUUCUUGAAAUAUGUCCCUAUUCUUGAGACAGUCUUGUCAAAAUACCAUUAGUUUCAUGAAAAAAAUAUUCAAAUUUUAUUGAAUACUUAGAUUUUGACAUAUAUUUAUUAUGUUUCCGAACAUUAUAUAAUUUUUUAAAUUAAUUAUAGCCGUCUUUUUACCUUUUAAUGGAUAUGCUUGGAUCAACAUUAAAAGAGACUGAUCCUCAUACUGUAGGCAUUUGUUUACAUUGUCUUAUCAUUUUUUUUAAAUCCAUGUAUUAAUGUUUAAAUAAAUAAUUCAGUUUAUUCACGAUUCCUGGUCAAAGGGUAGUAACUGUUAAUUAAACAUUUUUUUUAUACUUCGGAAAGGGGCUGUAAUUUAUGUAAACAAAUAAAACAUCUAGGAAAAUAAAUGAAGGGAAUGCACAGUGUAAAAUUGAUUUUCUAUAGUUUUGAACUAGACCUAAUUAAAUAAUAUUUUUUUCUGCUUAUUCAAUUUCUAUUUUUUUUUUUUUA